GCAGCGUAGCUACGGAGACACGAGGACACAGUUCCCACGCAAUGCCUGGUACAGGCACACCUGAUGGCAGCUCCCCGCAGGCCACCAUGGCAUCAGAUGAAGGCAAGCUUUUCGUGGGGGGGCUGAGUUUUGACACUAAUGAGCAGUCGCUGGAGCAGGUGUUCUCAAAAUAUGGACAGAUUUCUGAAGUGGUGGUUGUGAAAGAUAGGGAGACCCAGCGAUCUCGGGGGUUUGGGUUUGUCACCUUUGAGAACAUCGACGAUGCCAAGGACGCCAUGAUGGCCAUGAAUGGGAAGUCUGUGGAUGGGAGACAGAUCCGAGUUGACCAGGCAGGCAAGUCCUCCGACAACCGAUCCCGUGGGUACCGAGGUGGCUCUGCCGGGGGCCGGGGCUUCUUCCGUGGAGGCAGAGGCCGGGGGCGUGGGUUCUCUAGAGGUGAGUGCUACUCGCAGGGCCUUGGGCCCUCAGGGAUGAGGUGGGGUCCAUUACUGCUGGCAAGAGCUGGCACUUCUUCAUGUUCUUUCCUGCAGGAGGAGGGGACAGAGGCUAUGGGGGGAGCCGGUUUGAGUCCAGGAGUGGGGGCUAUGGAGGCUCUAGAGACUACUACAGCAGCCGGAGUCAGGGUAGCAGCUAUGGUGACAGGAGCUCGGGCGGGUCCUACAGAGACAGCUAUGACAGUUACGCUACACACAACGAGUAAAAAUCCUUCCUGCUCAAGAUCGUCCUUCCAAUGGCUGUAUAUUUAAAGAUUUUGGGAGCUUCGCUGAAUCGUUAAUGUGUAGUGAACACACCUCCUUGUAUCCCACUUUUGUAGCCUUCUCAGUUCUGAGCUUGUCAAACACAGCCUGACUGCUUCUGACCCCAGAUGGCCUCAUGACCAGACUUUUCUUUUUAAAGAAGUGCCGUCCGUUUUUAGGGGUUUAAAAACGUUUGAAAAGCACUUUUGACUUCACAUUUUUCUUUUUACCAUGAGCCGUAAAUUGAAAAAAAAAUUCUUUGGGGGUUGUGUGGGGUUUGGUUUUUUUGUUUUGGUUGUGUUGCCUUUUUUGUUUCUUUUUAGCGGGGUUACCUUGAAGUCAGUGCCCCAGUUCACUUCUCUUUGAGAUUGAACGGACUCUCAAUCUGCUCUUUGUCGGAAGCUGAGCAAGCUGUGGCUUUUUUUCCAACUCGUGUACCGUUUCUGAGUGUAGCGUGGUAGGACCUGCCCAGGGCACUGCAGGGCGGGCUGGCCUGUCUGCCCAAUGUGCUGGGGGCCCGCAGUAGACGCACAGACGUCCCGUGAGGUUCUUGAAAAUGUUUAUUUAUAUUGUCCUUUUUUACUGGAAGACAUGCAUACCCAUUGAUGUUGUAUUUGAAGUGGUUAAGGAAUUGUACGCAGUUUCUUUGGCUUUACGAAGCCGAUUAAAAGACCGUCUGAAAUGAACUUGCUCUGACAAUUUCCCUUUCAUUGCACAACACACCUCUGCUGUGGGUUCGCGGCUGUCAGGCCUGAGCAGAGAGGCAGUGUGAGAAGCAGGUCUGCCAGCCCUGCUUGAGCCCAAAGGAGAGAUAGACGAGGAAGGCAGAAUAAGCUGAUGCUGGUGGGCCCUUUGACAGCGACUGCCACCGGUCCUGGUUAGGUGAGCGAGGUGGGUGACGGGAGCGGGCAGCUGACCACAGGACAGCCCUGGGAGCCCUCUGGCGGUGGCAGCCAGAGGGCUCGAUGGGGCGGGCAGCCCAGCAGGGACAGUGGAUGUGCGGGCACCUGACCCUGACCUGAACCCUUCACCUUAGCUUAGACUCUGGUUAGACAGACGGCAGGCAGCAUCCCUGGGUGACCAGACUGAUGGCUCGGUAGCUAGCUCUGCUGUUACUUUACAAGUUCUGAGCGUUCUCCGCUAGCCUAUGGAAGCUGCAGCCCUCGGAGGACAGAAGUGUUGUGCGCCCAACAGAAACCUCUGAGAUGCAAGCUGCUCCCUUGGCUAGCUCAUAUGUGGAAAUAGCCCUGUAAUUCGAGGUAACUCCUUUUGCUCGUGUCCGCAUCCCUCCUCUUGUCAAGAGCUCAUUUGAAAAUGUACCCGGGGAAUGUUCCUUUGACUUUUUUUGUUUUUUCCAAUUUUUUUAAAUCAAGCUAGAACUAAAAACGUCAGACCCUGGCCCCACGGGCAGUUGCGCCUCAAGAGUAGGUUCGGUCCAUAAGCAGGAUUGGAGACCACCGAACACCAUGCCUUUUGGAUUUUUUGUGCAUCAAUUGACAGUCUUUUCCAGACCUCCUUAAGUCACACUCCUACCUGGCUCUCUGAUGUCUGUUGCUGCCAUGAGUUUUUUUCCCAGAGCCCAUGCCAUCUAUAAGCAGCUCCAUCCCAUGUGGAUAGCUGGCUCUGCUUAAGGUGGGACGUGGCCUGGCCCAUCUGGAAAGGCACAGGCCCACCAGGGCUCACCGCCGUGACGGGCCUUUGCCAGGAUGGCCUGAUGACUAGCUUGAGACCCUCCUAGGAUCUGUGGAUGGUUUCAGGGGAGGUGGGGAGGACAGCUUCCAGGUGCAGAGCAGCCAGGUUGUUGGGUAACGCUCCUUUGCUUUGGCAGGUUGAAGGGAAGGAAGCCCAACUGGGAAGGGUGGUCCAAGAGC
Molecule: messenger RNA, 2608 nt
Organism: Talpa occidentalis (Iberian mole)
Lineage: Eukaryota; Metazoa; Chordata; Mammalia; Eulipotyphla; Talpidae
Gene: CIRBP
Product: cold inducible RNA binding protein
Exons: 6
Coding region: 42-746 (234 amino acids)
Biological process (GO): positive regulation of mRNA splicing, via spliceosome
Cellular component (GO): spliceosomal complex
Molecular function (GO): RNA binding
Source: RefSeq, a predicted model, not a curated record